CGGGAAGUGACGUCCGAAUUCGCAAGCCUAUAGCAACAGUUGCUGGGAAGCGGAGAAGGGAACGCUGUGCAAAAGUGGAGGGCCUAGAGAUCUACAAUGGCUCUUCUAUCUGAUGAGACUGCAGCAGAUCUACCUGUAAGGGACCUAGGACCAGUUGCUACAGGAAAUGCUGCAAUACAAGAUGCCACUUCUUUGCAGUCUGUUAAGGAAAGGCAAGCUUUAUCGCGUAUUAGCAGAGAAGAGCUGGAGGACAGAUAUUUGCGCAUCCAUGAUGAAAAUCUAUUACUAAAGCAGCAUGCCCGCAAACAAGAGGAAAAAAUAAAGAGAAUGGCAACAAAACUGAUACGCUUAGUGCAAGACAGGAAGAAAGCUGAACAAGGGUCUGGAACCUCAAGAAGGUCAGGAAGAGAUGUGGAGUUAGAAGAGAUUAUUGAACAGCUUCAAGAGAGAGUCCGUGAACUGGAGAAGCAAAAAGAGAGUCUUCAGCACAGACUGAUAGCAGCUAAACAGCAGCUUCAAACCCAGGGCCACCGUCACUCCCCUUACAAUUAUGUACAAUCUCGUGUCAACUCUGGACUGCGCAAAGUGGCAGAAGGAGUUCUAAUGCAUGAGAGCAUCCGCAAAGGAAUGCAAAUACAAGAUCCAGAAAUGACUUCCAAGUCUACCCAAGUCAUUCUUCCGAGAUAUGGACACAGUUUGCUGGAAGAUGCCAGGGCAGAGAUAAGAAACUUAGAAAAUGUGGUUGAGGCACAACGAAGUCGCAUUGAAGAACUGGAGCAUUCAACAGAUAUCCUUAGGCAUGAACUACAAAGUAAGGAAAAAGAGUAUGAGGAGAGUUUCUUACAGUUUAGAGAACAACAAGCCACAGAGAAGAGGACCGCAAUCAAGGAGAAUGUUGUUAUGAUAAAGCUGCAAAAACAGCUGGCAGAUAAAACACAUGCUUUCACUGAGAUGGAUGGCAGAUUUCAACAACUUCAACAGGAUCUAAAGUCAAUGAAGACCAGUCAGGAGGCUUUCUUAAGUCAAGUGGAUGAUCUCAACAACCAGUUAAAAGAAGAGCGCUUAAAAAGCUUUAAUCUGGAAAAACGUUUGCAAUCUAGUACAUUAUCACAAAGAAGAACGGAAGAGCUACUUGAUCGAAUCAGUGAUCUUGAAAAAGAAAGGGAUCUGUUGAAGGAAAACUAUGAUAAAAUAUAUAGCAGUGCUUUUGAUGUGAACAAUAGUCAAGAACAGCAGAGGAAGCUAAGGGAACAGCAACUGAUGCUCCAAAUUGCCCAACUAGAGACAGCUCUUAAAUCGGACCUUUCAGACAAAAAUGAGAUGCUUGACAAAAUUAGACAAGAAAAAGAACAAAACGAAAAGCUUGAUGAAGAAAAUAGGAAGCUUAGGUUGCAAGUUUUGGAACAAAAACAACAGCUCGAAGAAUUUCACAGCAGGUUUCGAUUUUUCACAAAGGAGAAUGAUGUGGACAUGGCUGAACUAAGUGAGGCUCUAUUGCUAAUAAAGACACGAAAUCAGCAAAAGAAUAAGAAUCUUAUGUUUUUGGGUAGCAUAGAAGAUGAUUUUAGCAAAGCUUCAGAGAAGUCAACUAAAGAGUUACUAGCAAAUCAUGCAGAGACAGUUCAGGAGCUGGAGAAGACCCGGAACAUGCUGAUUACUCAGCACAAAAUCAACAAGGACUAUCAGACUGAGGUGGAAGUGAUAACCAAGAAGGUGGAAAGUAUCCAACAUGAUUAUGAAAUCAAGUUAGAGCAAUACGCUCAUGCCUUGGAUGUUAGAGCUGCUCGAAUUCGCAAACUGGAAGCCCAGCUGAAGGACAUUGCUUAUGGCACAAAACAAUACAAACUUACUACUGACAUUACACAGGAUGAUGAAGUAGAUGAGUUUGAUGAGACUGUGCACCUUGAACGGGGUGAGAAUAUGUUAGAGAUUCAUAUCUCCAAAAUAGCAUUUUCUCCAACUGCAAUAGAAACUUUUGGUGACCAGGAACCUGCUACCUUUUGCACAUAUGCUUUCUAUGACUUUGAGCUCCAAACAACACCUGUGGUGCGAGGUCUUCGACCUGUCUAUGAUUUCACUUCUCAAUAUCGGAUACGAGUAGAUGACCUUUUCCUGCAAUACAUCCAGAAAAGCACAGCAUCACUGGAAGUACAUAUUGCUUUGGGCACUGACUACAAAACUGUGGCAUUGUGUCAGCUGAGGUUCCAUGAAAUCCUUGAAAAGAGUGGCCGUAUAUUUUCAACAUCAAUGUUGGUUGGUGUUCAAGGUGACACUGAAAGUUAUGGAACAGUAGAUUAUUGGUUCCGGUUGUGUGUACCCAUGGAGCAAGCAAUACGCCUCUAUCAGGAGAGAGCCAAGGCCCUGGGCUUUAUCACAUCUAAUGUUAGAGAACCAAAAGGAAACAAUCAGUCAAUCAUUAUUACAGAGCCUCACCUCUAUACUUCAGCAGAUGACAACCUUAAUAAGUUAUACAUCACCAUAAAAAGCUGUAGCAACCUGAAGUCAAGAUCGAGUCCACAAGAACCAAGUGCCUAUGUUGGCUACACUUUUUUCAGCUUUGCCGACCACUUCACAUCUAUCAUACAGAACAGCGAUAGCCCACAAUUUGAAGACUGCAUGUGCUUCCCAGUGCCAAUGUCUUCUAGCCUAGACCAGUAUCUGAAAUCUGAAGUCCUUGUGUUUUUUGUCUUUGAUGACAAUGACUCAAUUAAUAAAUAUAUUGGAAAAGCCCAGGUGCCACUACUUUCCCUUGCUCAAGACAGGUGCAUCUCAGGAACGUUUGAGCUGACAGAUAAAAAUGGCCAUUCCACAGGUACAAUAAAAGUGACACUUAAGUGGAAUGCUACUUAUCUUCCUCCAAAGACGUCCAUCUUAACAGGCUUGGUGGUGGAUGAAAUGGCAAAAGAAAAAACUAUCCCAGUCCGUUUGCUCAAAGAGGAGGAAUUACAAAUUCCUCAACAACAAGCAUCACUUCCAGAUUCUGUAGUACCCAAGCCAAAACCAAGGCAAAAAGGCAUUGCAGACAAAAAAGUUUCAUUUGUUGAUACCAAUUCAGAAAGCCUGAAUCUUAUUGACCAGACAGUUCAGGAAGAAAGCUCAAGAAGUCAGAAAAGCCAUAUCAAUAUCCUAAAUAUUUCAGAGGUAGCCCAGGUUAAAUUAGAAGAUGAUGUUCAGCAUGAAAGAGCAGUAAAUGAAAGUCUGGCAGAAAAUGAAGAGUUAUCACAACUUUCAGAAGGACAGGUUGAAUCACAAAAUUAUGACUCCUCUGAAGAUGUAACUGAAGAUUUGGAUGGAGAAGAUACAUCCGAUCACGAUGGAAAACAGACAACUGAUGGAAAUGAAUCCACAGAAUCCGACAGCGAUGACUGCAUCAUACCUGUCAGAAAAGAUUUAAAACCGCAAUUUGAAAAAAUCCGUAUAGAGAUCAUCUCUCUUAGCCUCAACUCAACAUCAGAUGUUGCACAGAAUGAUACAAUCCAGAAACUGUUUGUCGAAUACAGAUUCUGCAACAUUGUCACCGAGGAAACACCAGUGUCUCUUCAAAAACCUGCCAGUGGGCUGCAGAUAUACUACAAUUACAGCAAUGUAAUUCAUGUGGAUAAAGAAAAUAACCAGGCAAACAGAGACCUUCUACGAUCUUUGCUUAAUGAUCCUAAUACCAGCAAUGGAAGUGUGAAAUUUACAGUAGUAAGUGACCCACCUGAAGAUGAACAAGAUCUGGAUUGUGACGACAUUGGGUUUGCCAGCAUCAACCUCAGUGAGAUCUUGCAAAGUGGCAAAGAUGUUAUUAACAGGAGUAUUGAGAUUUAUAGCUCACCCUCUGGCGGGGAAGCAAUUGGUAUGCUAACUGUGACAGUGGAAGCCCUGGAAGCUCUACAAUCAGUACUGCGGGAUUGAGAUGCUGUAUAGAACAGGAUUUCUCUUUGAAAAUUCAUGAUUUUGUUAUCAAGGGCUGUUACUAAUUUUUUUUUAAUAAAGGUACAAACCUAAAAACAA
This is a messenger RNA of Xenopus tropicalis (tropical clawed frog), 3996 nucleotides long. It is a transcript of the gene rpgrip1l, whose product is annotated as RPGRIP1-like. NCBI's taxonomy places the organism in Eukaryota, Metazoa, Chordata, Amphibia, Anura, Pipidae. Gene Ontology annotation, cellular component: cilium. Bases 97 to 3897 code for a protein of 1266 amino acids. The transcript has 26 exons. The record is from RefSeq and is a predicted model, not a curated record.